This is a messenger RNA of Schistosoma turkestanicum, 324 nucleotides long. The record is from the annotation of a GenBank genome assembly. NCBI's taxonomy places the organism in Eukaryota, Metazoa, Platyhelminthes, Trematoda, Strigeidida, Schistosomatidae.
CCCCGCGCAAAAAAAAUCCAAUCCAAUCAAAUCAAAUCAUCAAUCAAUAGACGAAUGUUUCCAGUGAUACGUAUAUCAUUUAGUGGUUUAGAAUCGGAUGCGAAAUAUUUAGUAUUAAUGGAUAUUGUACCAGUUGACUGUAAACGAUAUCGUUAUGCGUAUCAUCGAUCAAGUUGGUUAGUAGCUGGUAAAGCUGAUCCAGACUUACAUUUACGUCAUUAUGUACAUCCUGAUUCACCAUUUACCGGUGAACAAUUAAUGCGACAAACUGUAUCAUUUGAAAAAUUAAAAUUAACCAAUAAUGUAUUAGAUAGACAAGGUUAU